Molecule: messenger RNA, 985 nt
Organism: Cuscuta epithymum
Lineage: Eukaryota; Viridiplantae; Streptophyta; Magnoliopsida; Solanales; Convolvulaceae
Source: the annotation of a GenBank genome assembly
AAUUGUAUUCCAUCUUAAUUGCAAUAUAUUCAACCUUUACCACGUAGGUAGGUGGAAUAAUUAAGCUAGAUGAGCGACGACGACGACCGUUGUUGGAAUGCAUUUUAUACCCUAAUUGUGGUUGCUGUUAUUGUUGUGAUAUGCUUUAUCGCGUUUGCUCCGGCCCUACGCAAUCACGACCUGAAGCCGCCGGAUUUCGCCGUCAUGAAUGCGCUCAUUCAAAAUGGUACAUUAAACGCCGCCGACGGCGCCACUCCUCUCUUCACCGGAACCUUCGACUUCACCCUCACAGCCAAAAACCCUAACAAACGCGGCACUACCCUUAUCUAUGCCUUCAACGCCACCCAAGUGAAAGUGGGUUUGGAGUACGACAUAUUUCUCAUUGAUGGAAGCGGUGCUUAUAACCGGCAACGUCUACGCCACGGCUACGUCGACCUCGCGUCCACCGCCGCCGCCAUGGUUCCGCCGUUCAACCAGACCGGCGGGAACGUCACUACUCUCCCGCUCUCUCUUCAGGCUAAUGGCGUGGCGCUUGACGGCAACGCCACCAUCACCAUCGAGGCACAAAAGAAUGCUUCGACCGCCAUCUUCGCGACCAUUGAGGUGAACGCUGUGAUUCUGAUUCAGAAGGGUGACUCCGAACCCAAACCUCGCGGGCUUCUUGUCAGAUGUGACGCUGUCUUCUCGUACAGUUCUUCCCCACAGCAGAGUAGUAAUGAUGACGAGCCGGACUGCAGAUCACACUUGUGCUCCGGUUCCAACUUCAACUGCACCGAUGAGUUUUAACAAUUGUGAUCUGCUUGUCUGAUCUCAUAUAUGUUUGGUUGUGUGUUUUUUAAUUUUCAAAAAUUGAUUUGGAUUGUUAAGUCUAGUCCGUUCUGAUUUUGUCAAUGACAACAUCUUUAAUUGUUGAGUUAAUUCUCUAUAUAAGGAAAAAAAAGUGACCCAAAAGUACAAAUAAGACUACAUGUUUUUUAUUCCCCUA